AUGCAUGCUGGGGUGCUGGAGCCGGCAUACACGUGGGACCACUACAUGGCCAGCCCGGACGCUACUGAUCGCGAAGGAAGGAACUUUACCACCAAAGCGAGGCGGGUGGUCGGGGAGUUGUGGCAUUUCUACAGGUGCGAGGAAGGCUAUGAGGCCCGGGUGAACGAGCGGGCUCACCAGGCUUGCUACAAGCUGGUGAAUGACAUGCACUACGAGACGCGUGUCCAGGCCGUCAUUGUGUACUGCGCCGAGUUCGAGAAGAGGAGUGUCAAGAAACCAGCCGCAAGGGACAUCUUUCUCACGCGAGACCAGUACUUAAGGGUGCCUCCGAACUGGUGCGCAAACAAGGCCGAGUGCUGGUCUAUGAUGGUGGACAAGUGGAUCAGCGAGGAUUGGGCCCGCCAGCACGCCUUAUGCCGGGAGCGCCGCUUGAUGAUGCCGGGUCCGGCACAUCAUCAAGGGAGCCUUAGCCUCGGCGAGUACAAGAAUACUUGGUCGGAGUCUCAUCCAGGCCAGUCUUGCAACGACUUCAUAGCGUACGCCAUGUCUCACAUGGGAAGGGCGACGUCGGACGUGGCCUACAACCCGGCGGCUCCACCAGAGGCCUACACAAACCCAAGCAUCCACGCGCGCAUCAAUGCAUACAAGGAGGUGGAAAGGGCGCUCCACGGGGAGACUUGGGAUCCGACCACCGCGCCACACUCCGGAGAAGCCAUCAUGAGGGCGGGAUAA
Panicum virgatum (switchgrass) is the source of this 732-nucleotide messenger RNA. RefSeq lists its product as uncharacterized. The coding region runs from base 1 to 732 and encodes 243 amino acids. The record is from RefSeq and is a predicted model, not a curated record. Lineage: Eukaryota; Viridiplantae; Streptophyta; Magnoliopsida; Poales; Poaceae. Gene Ontology annotation, biological process: transposition. The transcript has 4 exons.